AAUGUGCUCCGUUCAAGCCGCUUCCCUGUGGCCACUGCUGCCAAUCUUUUGGCUUGUGGCAGGCUCCAACUGGGCAACGGCUGCGUCCCUGGAAGGGACACUGCAGCAGAUACCGAAGCUGAAUCUGACGCAAGUGCAGCUCAUAGCGAACAACGCCAGCCUCAGGUGCAGCCUCAUUCCGGAGCUGUGCGACUGGCAGCUACAGCUGUACUCGGGCCACCCUUUUAGUGUUCCAUUAUCCUUCGGGGAGUCUAUGGUCAGCACCACCACCCAAGCGCCCAAAGAUGUUGUUGCUGCUUCCACGCCCACAGAAGAGGUAUUUUCGCUGCCGUCACUGCUGCUUGUGGCCCAAGUUGAACCCAAGCCGCGGCGGGAGAAGCGCAGGAAAAGAAAGCUCCGGCGACGACCAACUUUCGGCUUCUUAAGUAAAAAGCGAUUUGUUUGGCUUUACUUUCAAUAA
Molecule: messenger RNA, 460 nt
Organism: Drosophila obscura
Lineage: Eukaryota; Metazoa; Arthropoda; Insecta; Diptera; Drosophilidae
Exons: 1
Coding region: 2-460 (152 amino acids)
Source: RefSeq, a predicted model, not a curated record